AUGGGGUCUCUGCUCUUCAAUGCGGCGCUGUUAGGUGGUGGCUUCGUGCUGGGCCGUGUGCCAUUGCUACCGCUAGCGUCGCAGGUUCUGGAUGAGCUCAGUGCGCUAUCCACUGCUCGCAAAGCGGUCAUGGCGACUCUGGUUGCGCUGUUAGUAGCGCUCUACGUGCUCGGAAUUCUACUGCCACUGCACUGGGUGGCAUCGCAAGAAGCACAAAAGGCAGCGAGGCUGAGGCAGGUCGAACCUACGUCGUUCCGCCGGGAAUUGCGACGUCGCGGCAGCUACAGCAUGAGCUACGUGACUGACAUCAAGGCCCACGUAUUCUCUCGUUGUUAAAAGAGGAAUAAAAGCAGACUAGGACUCAUGAUGAGAAACCAAGUGACGAAGUUUCUUGAAAAACUAUAGAUCUGCUUGUGGAGA
Phytophthora infestans T30-4 is the source of this 420-nucleotide messenger RNA. RefSeq lists its product as uncharacterized. The record is from RefSeq and is a predicted model, not a curated record. The transcript has 2 exons. The coding region runs from base 1 to 336 and encodes 111 amino acids. Lineage: Eukaryota; Oomycota; Peronosporomycetes; Peronosporales; Peronosporaceae.